Messenger RNA from Vicia faba (fava bean), 393 nucleotides. The record is from the annotation of a GenBank genome assembly. NCBI's taxonomy places the organism in Eukaryota, Viridiplantae, Streptophyta, Magnoliopsida, Fabales, Fabaceae.
AUGCUUGGCGAUGAUAUCGGUGGUGUUACUAUGUUACUAUCACUAACGACGGCAACGCCGGGUCAUUAUGCCAGUGGUUUUAAGAUAUUGAAUCAGCUUAUUUCUGAGAUGAAUCAGCUUGCAUUUUUAUCAUUGAAGAAAAACCUUAUGAUUGGUCACUCACUCUCACUACCUGUUCUACCGUUUGCUGAACCAACUCUAAUUCUCAAUCAGGUUAGGAUUGUUCAUGAAGGGAUGAAGCUUCCUUUGCGUUUGAAUGGUCACACUGUUAUCACUUUCCAUGUUGCUUCUGUUUUUCCCAAGAAUGCGUACAACUCAUGGCAGGAACAAAAGUUGAUGUUGCUCCGAAAACACGCAAAAGAAAUUCCUAUUCACCGGGAGAUUCACAUGUAG